Debaryomyces fabryi is the source of this 390-nucleotide messenger RNA. RefSeq lists its product as uncharacterized. The transcript has a single exon. The coding region runs from base 1 to 390 and encodes 129 amino acids. Lineage: Eukaryota; Fungi; Ascomycota; Pichiomycetes; Serinales; Debaryomycetaceae. The record is from RefSeq and is a predicted model, not a curated record.
AUGAAACGAUGCAUUGAAACAACAUAUUCUUCUAGAAAACAAAGUAAACAUAACCCUUCAAUAAUUGAGAUUGAAAAAUUGUUUGAUUUUGGACAUGUAUUUCAAAAGAAGCAAGACAUAGUAAAAGAUAAAAAGAACGAAAAUAAAAGUGGAAACAAACACAACGAUGAUAUUCCAAAUGAACUCAAUAGCCCUGGAGGCAUGAAUACCGUCAAUAAGGGGUCGACACUUAGUUGGACGUCAGCCAGUACCGUGGAUGACGAUAAUUUAGGUGCUCCGUGUACAAUAAUACCAUUUAGCUACUUAGACUUGGAAUACGAUUUUGACUUACCGGUAGUUAAUCUCGAAUCGGAUUUAAAAUUGAUGGAUAGGUUACUUUUUGACAUUUAG